Molecule: messenger RNA, 2505 nt
Organism: Phlebotomus papatasi
Lineage: Eukaryota; Metazoa; Arthropoda; Insecta; Diptera; Psychodidae
Exons: 2
Coding region: 640-2103 (487 amino acids)
Cellular component (GO): nucleus
Molecular function (GO): DNA binding
Source: RefSeq, a predicted model, not a curated record
UUUCAAAUUAUUUUUAUUGCUAGUUUGUUAGUUUUGAUAUUCCAGUGCAACUCAAAUAUUGUUGAAAAAAUCGCUAAGAGUUUUAUUUACAAUAUUCUUUUCUUUAAUAUACUAUUAUUGUUUAAAAAAAAAAGUAGGGUAAAUUGGUACAUUUUGGAAACAGGCACAUUUUGGAACCUAAUCUGGGUGUUUUGGAAUGCAUCAUUAAUAAAUCGCUUAAAAUCGUGUAAAUACUUGUUUCCGCUUAAUUUUUUAGUUGUAUUUGAGUAAUUUAGCUUUUUACGUACCAGUUAUACAUAAAACUUCUCAAAUUUGAUUUAAUUUAAAGUGCAAAAUACGCGCGAACAUUGACAGUGUACCAUCCCACUUUUCACAAAAUCUUUAGUGUGGUCAAUUUUGUCGAAGUCAACACAAAAAGUGCUAACAUUUUUUCACUAUUUAAUCCGCUUUAUCAGUGAAAUUUAGAAGUUAUUGUAUAAAAGAACGAAGUUUGGACUUUCUAUUCGAAGGUUAGUAAAAGGAUUCAGUGAAAUGUUUUCGCAUUUUUAGUGAAAAAAGCGAAUUUACAAAAGUAAACAAUCCAGUGCUUUUUGGAAAGCAAAAACUCUUUGCGUCAUUUUCUAUUUUCUUGAAAUUCAGAUGCCAAGAAAGCCUUCAAAAGGCAAACCAUACACUCAGGAUGAUGUGGAGAAGGCUCUGGAAGCAUUCAGGAGUGGAAAAUCUAUAAUCGAAGUAUCAAGAGAAUUCAAUGUACCAAAAACAACGAUAUUCAACAAACUGACUGGAAAGUGUCCUGUUAAAUGCCGCACUGGUCCACCCACAACACUUACUCCCGGGCAGGAGCAGGAGCUGGUGCAAUGGAUUUUGGAUUGUUCUGAUCAUUGGCAUCCAAUAACUAAAGAGCAAGUGUUGGAUAGCGUGGAAAUGAUGUGCAAGUUUUUCAAGAUUCCCAAUAACUUCAAAAAUGGAAGACCAGGUUAUGAUUGGUUCAGAGGCUUUAUGAAGCGACACCCAGAAUUAAGUCGCCGUUAUCCUGAGAGAUAUACUAUGCGAAGAGCCAGCGUUACUCAAGAAAAUGUGAGGAAUUGGUUUAGACAUGUAGGAGAUUACCUGGAGCAAAAUAAUCUUAAGCAUCUUCCUCCCAAUCGCGUAUUUAACUGUGACGAGAGCGGCUUCUUUUUGGCUCCUAAAGGUGAAAAGGUUCUAGUAAGAAGAGGUGAUCGUGUUGCGGGGAAAAUAAUAACUUCUGAAGAGAAAGAUUGCGUGACGGUUCUUUUCACUAUUUCCGCAUCGGGACAACUAGCACCACCCAUGGUUGUACACCCUAUCAAGAAGUUUACAAUAGACAUCGCAAGCAAUAAUGCUGAUGGAUGGGUGGUAGACAAAACGGAUUCAGGGUGGAUGACUAGCAUCCUUUUCUUUGAAUACGUCGCCAAUCAUUUCUACCCUUGGCUGCAGUCACAAGGGAUCGAAUUACCGGUAGUGCUGUAUCUUGAUGGGCACUCAUCACAUGUUACCUUGGAACUCAGCAAGUUUUGCAGAGAGAAAGGGAUAGAAUUAAUUCGUCUCUAUCCUAAUGCAACCCACUUAAUGCAGCCCCUGGACACUGCAUUUUUUGCUCCACUUAAAAUUCAAUGGACUAAAGCUUUGUGCAAAUGGAAGAUGUCGAAUGAUUGGACAAAAUUGAAACGCAGAUCAGUCGCAAAAAUUCUAGUUGAAGCUCUGAAGCACUUAAAUCUGAAAGGCAUUGCAGAGAAUGGAUUCAGGGGAUGCGGGUUAUUACCCUUUAAUGCAGACGCCAUAAAGAGGGAGAAGUUUCUGAAUAAAAAUGAAUUAUUUGAAGAUGCAGGAGUGAACGAAACGGCAGAAAUUGAUGUGGAUGAAGAGCCAAUCCUGCCUGCCGAUUAUUAUGAAGCAACUCUUAAAGCUUUUGAAGUACAUCUUUUACCCACCACGUUAGAGAUGUUUAGUAAGUGUGACGAAAAUGAUUUUUGGGAUGGUCCUUUAGAGAAGGAAGGCUUGUUUCAAUACUGGCAAAAAAUGAAGCGUAUGUACGAUAAAGCAAGAUCUCCGCAGAUUGCUCUAAUUUCUGAUACAAAAUGAAUCCUCUGUGGACAUCAGUGAUGCACCAAUUGUGCUUUGUGAUAAUGAAGAGCUAGCAAUGUGGAAUCAAGAGAGGGAUAUCAGUUUGAUGUCUUAUGAAGACAAUUCAGACCUACAUCAGUCCACUAGUGCACCGGAUUCUGUGGCACAUGUCUCAGAAGUUAGUUCAUUCUCACAUCAGUUUACCAGUCCUAUUUCCGGGGAAUUGCAAGACCCAGUAGAACAAUUACAAGUCACAAAAUAUUUAAGAGAAUACGUAUAUUAUCCGAAGAAUCUUCCAAUGAAAGACAAUGUGACUCAAUCCCAAGCAUCAUCAUGCCUUACUAAUCCGCAAAUUAUCGCCACUCUUCAGGAAAAGGAAGAUAAAAAAAAGCAACUGAUUGAAGAGAAGGAGAAAAGAAA